GUGUAACAACGAAAACGAAUGGUGCCAGAUCCAUGAAAAUAUUAUUCGCAAGUCCAGCACCAAAUACACAGCACCCAGCUCAAACUAUGGACUUAUAAUAUCUCUUCAGCUUCUUCGCGGUGACAUGGAGCAGAUUCGAAGGGAAAACCCCAUGAUCUUUAACAGAGGGGUUUCUGUCACCCGGAAGCUGGGUUUUCCUGAUGUUAUCAUGCCAGGUGAUAUACGUAAUGACUUAUACCUGACAUUAGAAAAGGGAGACUUUGAGAGAGGUGGGAAAAGCGUACAGAAGAACAUUGAAGUGACCAUGUAUGUGCUCUAUGCAGAUGGAGAAAUCUUGAAGGACUGCAUCAGCCUGGGCUCUGGAGAGCCAAGCAGGAGUGCAUACCACUCUUUUGUCCUUUACCACAAUAACAGCCCUCGAUGGGGGGAAAUCAUCAAGUUGCCCAUCCCUAUAGACAGGUUCCGUGGGUCUCACCUCCGGUUUGAGUUCAGACAUUGCUCCACAAAAGACAAGGGAGAAAAGAAGCUCUUUGGUUUUGCAUUCACUCCAUUGAUGAGAGAUGAUGGCACGACCUUGUCUGAUGAUAUCCAUGAGCUUUAUGUUUAUAAGUGUGAUGAGAACAGCACUUUCAACAAUCAUGCACUGUACCUGGGGCUGCCUUGCUGCAAAGAGGACUACAAUGGCUGCCCCAACAUCCCUUCCAGCCUCAUUUUCCAGCGCAGCACCAAAGAGACCUUUUCAGUCUCCACACAGCUUUCCUCUACCAAACUGACCCAGAAUGUGGAUUUGCUUGCCCUACUGAAAUGGAAAGCUUACCCAGAUCGUGUGAUGGAUAUUCUAGGAAGACUGAGACAUGUCAGUGGCGAGGAAAUUGUUAAGUUCCUACAAGAUAUUCUCGACACGUUGUUUGUAGUUUUGGAUGACAACACAGAAAAGUAUGGUCUGCUGGUCUUUCAGUCUUUGGUAUUCAUCAUAAAUCUGCUGCGUGACAGCAAGUAUUUUCAUUUUCGACCUGUGAUGGACACUUACAUUCAGAAGCACUUUGCAGGAGCACUGGCUUACAAAGAGCUGAUCCGAUGUCUGAAGUGGUACAUGGACCGUUCAGCUGAGCUUGUACGCCAAGACCACAUCCAGGAAGCAAUGAGGGCCUUGGAAUAUCUUUUCAAGUUCAUUGUCCAAUCUCGGAUCCUUUACUCCAGAGCUACUUGUGGAAUGGAGGAGGAACAGUUCCGCUCCAGCAUCCAGGAGCUUUUCCAGUCCAUCAGAUUUGUGCUCAGCUUGGACAGCAGGAGCUCCGAGACUCUCAUCUUCACACAGGCUGCUUUGCUGAACUCCUUCCCCGCUAUCUUUGAUGAGCUGUUGCAGAUGUUCACUGUGCAGGAAGUAGCAGAGUUUGUGAGGGGUACUCUGGGCAGCAUGCCCAGUACAGUACACAUUGGGCAAUCAAUGGAUGUGGUUAAGCUACAAUCUAUUGCACGCACUGUUGACAGCCGCCUGUUCUCUUUCUCAGAGUCACGACGCAUCCUGCUACCUGUAGUUCUUCACCAUAUUCACCUUCACCUACGACAGCAGAAGGAGCUGCUCAUCUGCUCUGGGAUACUCAGUAGUAUCUUCUCCAUAAUCAAGACCAGCUCUUUGGAGGGAGAUGUCGUGGAGGAGGUUGAGAUGAUGGUGGAGAGCCUCCUGGAUGUGCUUUUACAAACUCUGCUUACAAUCAUGAGUAAAUCGCAGUCUCAGGAGGCGGUAAGAGGGCAGCGUUGCCCGCAGUGCACAGCAGAAAUCACUGGAGAAUAUGUCUCCUGCCUUUUAUCUUUGCUUCGUCAGAUGUCAGACACUCAUUUCCAGCACUUACUGGACAACUUCCAAAGCAAGGAUGAACUAAAG
Balearica regulorum gibbericeps (East African grey crowned-crane) is the source of this 1885-nucleotide messenger RNA. Lineage: Eukaryota; Metazoa; Chordata; Aves; Gruiformes; Gruidae. The record is from RefSeq and is a predicted model, not a curated record.